Messenger RNA from Eurytemora carolleeae, 4847 nucleotides. RefSeq names its product multidrug resistance-associated protein 1. The coding region runs from base 45 to 4775 and encodes 1576 amino acids. Gene Ontology annotation, cellular component: membrane. Lineage: Eukaryota; Metazoa; Arthropoda; Copepoda; Calanoida; Temoridae. Gene Ontology annotation, biological process: transmembrane transport. Gene Ontology annotation, molecular function: ATP binding; ATP hydrolysis activity; ABC-type transporter activity. The transcript has 24 exons. The record is from RefSeq and is a predicted model, not a curated record.
CUCAACAAUCAACAUCUCCUUAAAUUAAGCAGUUGAUAAAAAAGAUGGAAGAAGAUAUAUACACAACUUUACAAACCUUUGUCAAGCAUAGUAGUCAAGCCGAGGACAGGAGUACAUCAGAUAGUCUCUACAAUGACACCAGUACACCAACUAUGUACUCUGAAAGCAGUACAAUAGGGUAUAUUUUCAAGACAAAUAGUUCUCGUACUGACUGGUCGUCUAGUACAGCUCAACAUAUGUCCAGCCGCAGUGUUGAUCAUGAGAAUGUCGAAUGGGGGUUUUGCAGAGAUAAAUUGUGGGACUUGGAUGUUACUUGGAACACAGAAAAUCCAGAUUUUACCUCAUGCUUUCAGCUCACAGUACUCACGUUUAUACCUACCCUAGUACUCCUUAUAGGACUUCCGUUCCAAAUUUAUGCUUCCUACACAUCCAGAAACAGAUAUACUCCCUGGGGGGUUAUCAAUGUUACAAAGAUUGUUCUAACCCUACUAGUCUGCAUUAUUAUUGUUCUAACCCUACUCCUAGACGAUUCUUUCUGUUGUUUUAUAACAAGUAUUAUCAUUGUAAAGGUAGAAUCUGCACAGUUAACAGCUGAAGGAAUCAGGAUAAUAUCAUAUUUAACAGCUAUCAUCAUACUCUUCAUCAACAGGGCUCGAGGAGAAGUUACGUCAGGUCCUUUGUUUUUGUACUGGCUGGCAGUUGUUGUCUGUGGAGCACCAGAAUUCAGAUCGUCCAUCACUAGUCCGUAUCUGAGCGGUGAGGAGCAAAUAACCCCUGUUCUAACCUACACUAUACAGUAUCCAAUCAUACUUGCACUUUUCAUCCUCUCUUUCUGGGCAGACAACAAACCGAAGUAUAUAGAUCUUGAGCUAGAGGCUGAAAACUUAACACCGGAAGUAUUCGCUUCCUUCCCGAGUAAACUGUUUUUUAUCUGGUUUGAUCCGUUUGCAUGGGUCGGAUGGAAAAGAUUGAUUAUGCGUGAAGAUCUGUGGUCUCUGAAGCUUGAAGAGAGGUGUAGAUCAGUAAUACCUAUCUGGGAUGGAUAUUGGAAUGCUGCUGUAAAAUCUACCAGACAAACUCAGAAAAAACUCUCAAUUCUUCCCGUUCUAGUGAAAUGUUUUGGUAUUGAUUAUUUAUGGUCUUCUAUUAUAUACUUCUUCUAUUCACUCAUGCUCUUCGUUUCUCCACAAGUAGUAAGCCUAAUAAUUGGGUUUGUUGAAUCUGAUGAACCUGAGUGGCGAGGAUAUCUGUAUGUUGGUAUAAUAGUAGUUUCAAGUCUUAUCAACAUUGUUCUUAAUGCACAGUAUUGGUAUAUUCAAUGGUUGAUAGGACUGCGUGUUAGAACAGCUCUGACGUCAGCCAUCUAUAGAAAAUCUUUAAAACUUUCAAACAAGGCAAAACGGGAAAUGACAGUUGGUGAGACAACCAAUCUGAUGUCUAUUGAUACCCAGAAGUUCAUGGAUCUUGUACUUUAUCUAAAUAUGGUCUGGUCUUCCCCUCUACAGAUUAUUCUCUGUAUGUACUUCUUGUGGGGUAUCCUUGGACCCUCUUCCCUAGCAGGUGUGGCAGUAAUGAUUUUGAUGAUACCUGCAAACUCUGUGGUGGCAAGCAAGAUGAAAAAAUAUCAGAGGGAGCAAAUGCAGAACAAGGACAAGCGAACAAAGCUAAUGGAUGAGGUCCUAAAUGGUAUUAAAGUCUUAAAACUGUACGCUUGGGAAUCAUCGUUCUCUUACAAGCUCUUAAGGAUAAGAGAUACUGAAAUCAAGAGCUUGAAGAAGGCAGCAUACAUGAAUGCAUUCACAACAUUCCUGUGGACAUGUGCACCCUUUCUGGUAGCAAUAUCAUCCUUUGCAGUAUAUGUACUUAUUGAUGAAAAUAAUAUUCUUGAUGCUCAGGUUGCAUUUGUAUCACUAACCUAUUUCAAUCUGUUGAGGAUGCCACUAAAUUUCCUUCCUAUGCUAAUGGUUUUUGUUGUCCAAUGCGCUGUUUCUCUAAAGAGAGUUAACAAGUUUAUGAAUUGUGAGGAACUGGAUCCAUUGAAUGUGACACAUGAUGAAGGUUUUGACCAUCCAGUGUUUGCCGAGCAGGCUGACUUUACUUGGGAUGAUGAAUCAAAACCUAACUUAAAAGGCAUCAGUAUGAGGGUGGAAGAAGGUUCCCUAGUAGCUGUUGUUGGACAAGUUGGUUCUGGAAAGUCAUCCUUGCUCUCUGCUAUGCUAGGGGAAAUGAAGAGGGUGAGAGGUGCAAUGAACUUGAAAGGAAAGGUAGCAUAUGCUGCUCAGCAAGCUUGGAUUCAGAACAGCACACUUCAAGAUAAUAUCUUAUUUGGAAAAAGGUUUAACAAGGAUUUAUAUGACAGAGUUAUUGAGUCCUGUGCACUAAAGCAAGAUCUGGAAAUGCUUCCAGGUGGGGAUCAAACUGAAAUUGGAGAGAAAGGAAUAAACUUAUCAGGGGGUCAGAAGCAAAGAGUAAGCAUUGCAAGAAGUGUUUACAGUAAUGGUUCAUUGUAUCUUUUAGAUGAUCCUCUUUCUGCAGUAGAUGCUCAUGUUGGAAAACAUAUAUUCAAAAAAGUGAUUGGCCCAAAGGGAUUAUUAAAGAACAAGACUAGAGUGCUUGUAACCCAUGGGGUUAGUUUUUUGCCAGUAGUUGAUAAAAUCUUUGUGAUGAAAGAUGGAGAAAUAACAGAAUCUGGGUCUUAUAAAGACCUCCUUGACAAGAAAGGAGCCUUUGCUGAUUUUCUUAUUCAAUACCUAACAAACAAUGAAGACUCAGAAAAUCCGGAAACUGAGACAGAGCUCUUAGAUUUAAAGUUUGAACUUGAAAACACAAUUGGAAAAAAAACAUUGGAAACUAGGUUAAGUAAAGAAAGAUCUGAGAAAUCAUCACUCAAUUCCCAAAUAUCAUCUUUGACUGCUUUAGAGUCUCCUGCUAAACAUACAUCUGAAAAUAUAACUAACAAGGCUAACUUUUCCCAGUUAGAAAAUUUGAAAAAUGUUGGCAAAGAUUUAAUUGUUACAGAGAAAACUGAGGUUGGAAAUGUUAAGUUUUCAAUCUAUUCCUAUUAUGCUAGAUCUAUUGGUUAUGCCGCAACCAUAGCAAUAUUGGUCUGCUUUACCCUUAAUCAAGGAUUUGCAGUAGGAUCAAACCUUUGGCUCUCCAGGUGGUCAAAUGACAUCAGGGCAGCAAACGACACAAGGUUAAGAAACAUGUACCUCGGUGUUUAUGGUGCUCUAGGAGUACUUCAAUCAGUCUUUGUACUAAUUGGAACAUUAUUGUUUUUAAUUUUUUCCCUGGAAGCCUCAAAAUUAAUGCAUAACAGUAUGUUAGAAAGAAUCCUGAAGGCUCCAAUGUCAUUUUUUGACACAAAUCCUCUUGGAAGAAUUCUCAAUAGAUUUUCAAAGGAUAUUGAUGCCAUAGACUCCACUUUACCAACAUUUGUCAGAAGUUGGAUAAAUCAGCUUCUGAGCGCCAUAGGAACUGUUAUAGCCGUAGUGUUUGCCAUUCCUGUUUUUAUUUUGGUCUUUAUUCCGCUUGUAAUCCUCUUUGUUAUUCUUCAGAAAAGCUAUAUUACUACAGCAAGACAAGUAAAGAGGAUAGACUCUAUUUCAAAAUCACCAAUUUUUAAUCAUUUUGGAGAAACCUUAUCUGGAAGUGCAACAAUACGGGCAUUUGACAAGAUUGAACAAUUUGAACUGGACAAUCAAAGACAUAUUGACUACAACCAAAUGUUUACAAUUCCUUCCUAUUUAUCCAACAAGUGGUUAGGAAUUAGAAUAGAAACCCUAACUGGCAUAUUUCUCACUCUUGUUGCACUAUUUUCUGUAAUUUUCAAGGGUAAGAUUGAUCCUGGUUUGGUGGGAUUAUCUUUGAGCUAUGCUGUCAGCUUAUCUGCUGUUGUUUAUUUUCUUGUCAGAGAUUCAGGAGAUGUGGAGACUAAUAUGGUGUCAGUAGAAAGAAUUCAAGAAUAUCAAGAAGUACCUCAAGAAGCCCCCUUUGACAUACCUGAAAAUGAUCCAGAACCAGAAUGGCCAGAACAUGGUGAAGUUUGGUUUGACAAUUACCAAACCAGAUAUAGAGAAGGAUUGGAUCUUGUACUGAAGGGUAUAGAUUGCCAUAUUUUGAGCGGAGAAAAGGUUGGUAUUGUCGGUAGAACAGGAGCAGGCAAAUCUUCAUUGACAUUGGCACUUUUCAGGCUUAUAGAACCUUCUGGAGGGUCGAUUCUAAUUGAUGGCAUACAUAUUUCUCAACUAGGUCUAUCAAAACUAAGAUCAAGGAUAACAAUAAUUCCUCAAGACCCAGUUCUCUUUUCUGGAACUAUCCGUUCCAAUCUUGACCCCUUCCAACAGUUUACUGAUAGUAAAGUUUGGAAAGCCCUGGAGCAAACUAAUCUGAAUGAAAUGGUUUCUAGACAUCAAAAGAAGCUAGAAUUUGAGGUAUCUCAAGGUGGAGAAAACUUAUCAGUCGGACAAAGACAACUGAUUUGCUUAGCAAGAGCAUUACUAAGAAAAACAAAGGUGCUAGUUCUUGACGAGGCUACUGCAGCAGUUGAUUUGGAGACUGAUGACCUAGUACAGGCAACCAUCAGAUCAGAAUUUGUUGACUCUACUGUUAUAACAAUUGCACAUAGGUUGAACACAAUCUUGGAUAGUAACCGUGUGAUGGUUCUUGAUGCUGGAAAAAUAGCUGAGUUUGAUUCUCCACAAAACCUUAUGAAAGAUACUAGUUCAAUAUUCUAUGGAAUGGCUAAAAAUGCUGGUCUAGCAAACAAUCCCUAGUUUAAAUAAUUCAAAAUAAUAAUGUAAUUGAUAGAUUGUUAAUUAUUUAAUAAAGAUAUUUAUGAUACUGAA